GCCCAUAUAUACCCCCAGUGAGUGAUUUACAGUCUCAAGGAAGUACAUCACAUGAUGCUUCUAAUACAUUCAUCAUAAGAUCUGCUGGAUUCCCUUAAGGCUAUUGCUGACACCCCUCCCUGUCAGUGUAAUGGUAGGUUCCACCUCAAGGCAGUACUGGGAGUUACUUCCAGGGUAACAUUGAGAGAAUGAAUGAAUUUUCUACAAGUGAUCAGCAAGGCCGUAAUAAUGGCUUCUCCAUUGAUCCGUCUGAGUCACAUUUCCCUGCAGGUUUCCAGUUCUCAGAAAAUCAUCACAGACCUGGUGACGAAGUACCAAUUCCGGCCACUCGCUGCCCGGGGUUUAGAUGGCAGAGCUCGCCGCCAGACGGUAUUGGGAAAUGGUAGAGUUGUGUUCAUUGUGAAUGAAAACAGUCCGGAAGUCCCCAGGAACUGCUCCCUGCUCUAUGAUUCCCCGCUUCCAUCACCCUUUCCAGACACAGCCUGUAAUGUCAGUUACGAGGUGGAGGAUGUACCGGGCUUGUGCCGUUUUCUGACCAAGGAGGGCUGCCACCUGCUAGUGCCACCGACCGAGCUCCACGACUACGCUGGCUCUGUUUCGUACUGUGUAGUAAAGUCUGUACUCGGGAACGUGAACCACACUCUAAUUGACCGCACUCGUUAUGCAGCCCCUUUUCUCCCAGGCUUCCAGCUGCUAGAAAAUGACCCGGUGGCUACAGGUGACUUAUCGCAUGUGGACCACAUCACUUAUUGCCUUCCACGUGGAACCAUGCCACGUGUGAUUGAGUGGUACAGACGUUGUUUUGGGUUCCAACACUUCCCUCUUAGUAAAGAAGAAGACCCUAAACAUGGGUUAGAAAUCAGUGGCUCUCAGAUAGGCCUUCGCUUACUCUCUAUGGAGUGCCCAGGGCAGACUGAAGUGGGCAAGAUUGUGAUGGUAGAAUCUUUGCCGCAGCAGGGAAUAAACCAGAUAGACCAGUUUCUGCAGCAUCACCAAGCUGGUGGAAUUCAGCACAUCGGUCUCUCUACACGCGACAUCUUCAAAGCCGUGGGGUCAUGGACGGAGCACGGGGUCCACUUCGCUGCACAGCCGCCAUCAUACUAUACAGACCCCCAUAAGCAGGCGGAGAUCCUCCAUGCUGGGUUAAUACCCCAGCAACUGUGCCCGUUCGGGAUCUUGCUGGACUCUUCUACUGAAAACCAAGAGUUGACAGCAACAAACAAAAAAGUUCUUCUGCAAGUUUUCACUGAACCCCUAUUCUCUAAGGACUCGGUUUACCUGGAGCUGAUUGAGCGCAGGGGGGCGCAGGGAUUUGGGGAAGGGAAUAUUCGCGCUCUCUGGCGCUCCAUGCAGGAUAUGAUGGAUGAGUUGAGCUGUAAAGAACAGGAGGAAGCCUUGACUCAGUGAUACCUGCGUGUCCUAGAAGGCUUACGGAACUUGUGUGAUUUUUAAAGAGAAAAUAUACACCGUUACUAUGGAGAUAAUUAUAUCAUUUUAACGUUGACCGCAAGUAAAGGUGCAGCGUUUACUCUUCAGAUUUAGAAUUGAAUUAAAUUAUUGCAUUUUCUUUGCUGUUAA
Messenger RNA from Pseudophryne corroboree (corroboree frog), 1578 nucleotides. RefSeq names its product 4-hydroxyphenylpyruvate dioxygenase like (gene HPDL). Bases 193 to 1407 code for a protein of 404 amino acids. Gene Ontology annotation, biological process: aromatic amino acid metabolic process. The transcript has 2 exons. Lineage: Eukaryota; Metazoa; Chordata; Amphibia; Anura; Myobatrachidae. Gene Ontology annotation, molecular function: 4-hydroxyphenylpyruvate dioxygenase activity. The record is from RefSeq and is a predicted model, not a curated record.